CAGUCUGUAGGAACUGUUCCACUUGGUGUGUCCGUAAUUCGAAAAAAAGAUGAUGAAGCAUCAGUUGGAAGUGCACCUUUAGCAAGGCAGCAAUCAAAUCAAGCCUCUGAGUAUGCCAGCAGUCCUGUCAAAACAAAAACAGUAACAGAAUCUCGUCCUUUGUCACUUCCUGCAAAAACCAUGCUGAACUCAUCUGAAAGCUGCAGAAGUCCUGAAGAAAGAAUGAAGGAAUUUAUUGGAAUAGUGUGGAAUGCAGUUAAGUGCCUUACACUUCAGCUUGAAGUGCAAUCUUGUUGUGUAUUCCUUCCAAAUGAUAGCCUGCCUUCCCCAAGUACUAUUGUAUCGGGUGACAUUCCUGGGACUGUGCGAAGCUGGUACCAUGGGCAGGCCAGUAUGCCUGGCACACUCGUCAUCUGCUUGCCCCAGAUAAAGAUAAUGAGCGCUGGACACAAACACAUGGAACCAUUGCAGGAAAUCCCGUUUGUUUUGCUGAGACCCAUCCUGGAAGAAGGUGAUGCUUUUCCAUGGACUAUUAGUCUGCAUCAUUUCAGUAUAUAUACUCUUCUUGGAAAACAGAUGACACUUAAUUUAGUGGAACCGAUGGGCUGUACUUCUACUUUAGCUGUUACUUCACAGAAACUGCUUGCUUCAGGGCCAGAUUCCAGACACUCGUUUGUUGUCUGCCUCCAUGUUGACCUUGAGUCCCUUGAAAUAAAAUGCUCCAACCCCCAGGUGCAGCUUCUUUAUGAACUGGCUGAGAUUACAAGCAAAGUUUGGAACAAAAUUCAGAGGAAAGGAGUUCUGUAUCAAUCUUCUGUCUAUACUGAAACUAUGACAGGGCCUGCUCCUCCUAGCUCUCCAGUUAAAAGUAGUGUUGGUACUGCUCCACCAGAUACCAGCACAUACAGCCCAUCUGCUGACAUUGGGACUACUACAGAGGGUGAUUCUCUUCAGGGUGGUGAUGAUUCUCCAUUCUCAGACUCCAUUACAUUGGAACAAACAACAAGUAAUAUCGGAGUCUCAAGUGGACGUGUCAGCCUAUGGAUGCAGUGGAUGUUGCCAAAAAUUACUGUAAAAUUGUUUGCUCCCGAUCCUAGAAAUAAUGGCACAGAAGUUUGUGUUGUCAGUGAAUUAGAAGAUCUCAGUGCCUCAGUGGAUAUGCAGGAUGUGUAUACCAAAAUCAAAUGUAAAAUAGAAAGCUUCAAUAUUGACCAUUACAGAAACAGCCUUGGGGAAGAUUCUUGGUCUCUGGGGCAAUAUGGAGGUGUGUUCCUUUCCUGUACUGACAAGCUGAACAGACGUACUUUGUUGGUUCGACCCAUCAGCAAGCAGGACCCUUUCAGUAAUUUCUCUGGCUUCUUUCCCUCUACAACUGCAAAACUUUUAGAUGGCUCACACCAACAACAUGGAUUUCUUUCUCUCACUUAUACUAAAGCUGUGACAAAAAAUGUCCGGCACAAACUGAUAUCAAGAAAUGAGCGAAGAACAUUCCAUAAGCUAUCAGAAGGUCACACUGAUGGUUCUCCUCACUUUCUUCAUGAGAUCCUUCUGUCUGCUCAGGCCUUUGAUGUGGUCCUCUGUUUUCCUUUGCUUAAUGCGAUUGCAAGCAUUUUUCAAGCCAGGUUGCCACGGAGUCAAAAGGAGAAAAGAAAAUCAGCAGGCCAACCUAUGAGGACUCAUGCUCUAACAUCCCGCAACUUGCCUCUGAUUUAUAUCAACACUGGUGUAAUAAGAGUCUUCUUUCCCAAAAAUGAGGAAGAUCGUCAUACUGCAGAAGCUACAACUAAUCCAGCAAUUAAAGAAGACACUUUGGUUCUCAAGAUUGGAUCUGUCUCUAUGGCUCCUCAGGCUGACAACCCUCUUAGUAGAGCUGUGCUCAGAAAAGACAUUUAUCAGAGAGCACUGAAUCUAGGAAUACUUCGAGACCCUGGAUCAGAGGUUGAAGACAGGCAGUAUCAAGUAGAUCUUCAAUCUAUAAACAUUGGUACUGCUCAUUGGAAUCAGUUGAAACCAGAGAAGGAAAAUGGAAAAGGAGGGGUUUUGACAGAGAAUGAAAGAAAUUCGCAAAAUCCAGCACUUGAAUGGAACAUGGCCAGUAGCAUAAGAAGGCAUCAGGAAAGGAGAGCAAUUUUAACUCCAAUUUUAACAGAUUUCACAGUUCGAAUAACUGCAGCUCCUGCGAUUAUUUUUACAAAAAUUGAUGCUGCGGAGAAUUUACACCCAGAGGAAAUUUUGGUGUGUGGUCAUUCUUUGGAGGUGAAUGUGACAACAAACCUGGAUUUCUUCCUCAGUGUGGCACAAGUGCAACUUCUUCAGCAGCUAGUAGAAGCCAAUAUGAUUGGACUGGAACCUUGCAGUAGCACCACUGAG
Messenger RNA from Antrostomus carolinensis (chuck-will's-widow), 2370 nucleotides. RefSeq names its product vacuolar protein sorting-associated protein 13B-like. The transcript has 13 exons. The annotation marks the transcript as partial. Lineage: Eukaryota; Metazoa; Chordata; Aves; Caprimulgiformes; Caprimulgidae. The record is from RefSeq and is a predicted model, not a curated record.